Molecule: messenger RNA, 8130 nt
Organism: Sphaerodactylus townsendi
Lineage: Eukaryota; Metazoa; Chordata; Lepidosauria; Squamata; Sphaerodactylidae
Gene: ITSN2
Product: intersectin 2
Exons: 42
Coding region: 205-6777 (2190 amino acids)
Biological process (GO): positive regulation of Rho protein signal transduction
Molecular function (GO): protein binding; calcium ion binding; guanyl-nucleotide exchange factor activity
Source: RefSeq, a predicted model, not a curated record
GAGGAGGCGGUGCCAACCCCGCCCCUCCGUGGCCGCCAUCUUCUGGAGGAGGAGCCCCAGCCGAGGAGGCAGGAAGCCCCGCCCCCCAGCCCGCCCGCCUGCCUGCACAGGCCCCGGAAGCGGCGGAGGAGGAGGAGGAGGCGCCGCCGCGCGCAACAGUUGCAGAUGGCUAAAGGCUAGCAAGGGGUAUUGAGGAAGACCACAAUGGCUCAGAUUCCCACAACCCUUAACAGAGGCCCAAACAUUUGGGCCAUCACCUCUGAAGAAAGAACAAAGCAUGACAAGCAGUUUGAUAACCUUAAGCCAGUUGGAGGAUUCGUCACAGGUGACCAAGCUAGGACCUUUUUUUUACAAUCCGGUCUGCCUCCGCAGGUCUUGGCUGAAAUAUGGGCUCUUUCAGACCUGAACAAGGAUGGAAAAAUGGAUCAACAGGAAUUCUCCAUCGCGAUGAAACUCAUCAAGUUAAGACUGCAAGGCCAACCCCUGCCUGUGAUUCUCCCUCCUGUUAUGAAGCAGCUGCCAGUAUCCUCUCCCCUGACAUCUGCUCGCUUUGGCAUGGGCAGCCUGCCAAAUCUGUCUUUGCCACCUUCUGCCCCAACAAGGACACCUCUGGCUCCCAUGCCUUUUCCUUUGAUGACGUCCAUCCCACCCUUGAUUGUUUCCACCCCGAUGAUGCCUUCUUCCAGCACCACCUCGUUGCCAAAUGGAAUAUCCAGCCUCCUGCAGCCAUUGCCUAUGUCAUACUCUUCAACUUUGCCUCAUUCGAGUUCUCCUAGUCCCGUGACAGGAGGGUUUGGUGGCUCCAGUAUCCAGAAGACACAGUCCCUGAUAGACUUAGCAUCUAGUAGUUCAAAUUCUUCUUCUACCACAUCACUAACUGGGAAUUCACCAAAGAAUAAACCUUCUGAUUGGGCCGUCCCUCAGGCUUCCAGAUUAAAGUACCGGCAGAAAUUUAACAGCCUUGAUAAAGGAAUGAGUGGAUACCUGUCAGGUUUUCAAGCCAAAAAUGCCCUCCUGCAAUCAAAUCUUUCUCAGACUCAGUUAGCUACCAUUUGGUCGCUCGCAGACGUGGACAGGGACGGCCAGCUGAGGGCAGAAGAGUUCAUACUCGCGAUGCAUUUGACUGAUAUGGCCAGAGCUGGGCAGCCUCUCCCCUUAACUCUGCCUCCGGAGCUGGUGCCACCUUCCUUCAGAGGUGGACAGUAUGUUGAAAAUACAAAUGGUACUCUGCAAACGUAUCAGAGAAUGCAGGAUGAAGAACCCCAAAAAACAUUUCCAGUUACUUUUGAGGAUAAGAGGAAAGCGAACUACGAGCGAGGCAACAUGGAGCUGGAGAAGCGUCGGCAGGUGCUCCUGGAGCAGCAGCAGCGAGAGGCAGAGCGCAAAGCUCAGAGAGAAAGAGAAGAAACGGAGCGGAGGGAGCGGGAGCUGCAGGAGCAGGAGCGGAAGAAGCGGCUGGAGCUGGAGAGGCAGCGGGAGAAACAGCGGGAAAUGGAAAGGCAACGGGAAGAAGAGAGGAGGAAAGAAAUCGAAAGGCGGGAGGCAGCAAAACAAGAACUUGAGCGCCAGCGGCGUCUGGAGUGGGAAAGAAUUAAGCGUCAGGAUCUUCUUAAUCAACGUAAUCGAGAACAAGAAGAAAUUGUUAAGCUGACCUCUAAGAAAAAGAGCCUUAAUCUUGAACUGGAUGCGCUGAAUGACAAGCACCAGCAGAUCUCUGGGAGGCUGCAAGACGUUCGAAACAGGAAGCACAUUCAGAAGACUGAGCUAGAUGCUUUGGACAAGAAAUGUGACGUGGGAAUUAUGGAAAUCAAGCAGCUGCAGCAAGAGCUUCAGGAAUAUCAGAACAAUCUGCUUCUCCUAAUUCCAGAAAAACAGCAACUAAGUGAGAGGAUAAAUCACGUGCACCUGGGCAACUCGCCGAACACAGAACUUAACUCGCUGCAGAAGAAGUCUUCGGAAAAGGAGGAAUUGUGUCAAAGAUUUAGGGAACAGCUAGAUGCCCUCGAGAAAGAAACGGCUUCUAAGCUCUCUGAAAUGGACAGUUUUAAUGCCCAGCUCAAGGUACAAUUUCACUGCAGCCUGGGAACUGUGAGGCAGGACGCUGUCGGGUUGUCUGCUCUGCCUGGGAAAGGUUUUUCCCCUUUCAUUCAGAUCUGUGUACUACAAUGGGCCCUGAUCCACGGCAACCCUGAGACGUUGAUGGAAUGGAUCAGAUGGGCAGCUCAGAUCCGGCAAGUGGAGCAGUCGGAAGACUGGUGGAACUGCGCCCAACGCCAGCCGCUCCGGACACCAGAGAAGGUCAUGGACAAUGAGAAGAGACAAGAGGGGCCCUCCGAAUCCACUCGCACCCGCUGUUGCCGCUUGGGCCUGUGCCUGCACUGUGGAGAAGGCGGCCGCCUCAUCACGUCUUGCCCUGGUCAUCACACCCCAGCAGCUGCUUCUGGACCCAAGGGUCCACAGCGCCCGGGAACCCCCACGAAAGGUUCCCAACGGUCCCACCCUGCCACAGCUGGAGCUGCCCUUAACCUGGCUGCCCGAGCUGGGGACUGGAGUGACUCUGAGGCGUUGGACGCCCGGGACUACAGUGCACCAACCCAGACCCGUGUCGAGGCCCUCAUUGACUCAGGUUGCUCGAGGUGCCUGAUCCACCCUGAUUUGGUGGCGGUAUUAGAACUUGGACUUGUUAAACUGAAACAGCCGCUCUGGUUUGAGCAGAUGAACGGUACUGUACUGGGGGGGCCCUUUCCACCCACAAGUCGGAGCCGGUGGUCGUACCAUUUGCGGGGCACAAGUGCGACCGCCUGCCACCCCACCACAACACCGACUGCUCAAUCGAACUGGUCCUGGGGGCCCAACUUCCCAAGCGAGCUGGCAGCGCUGCGGGAAUUGGUCGACAAGAACUUGGCAAGAGGCUUCAUUAGAACUUCCAAGUCUCACAAUGGGCCCCCUCUCCUUUUCCACAAGAAGAAGGACGGCUCCCUCUGCCUCUGUAUGGACUACAUAGGCCUGAAUGCUGUGUCCCUGAACAAUAAAUACCCCCUUCCCUUGAUCAAAAACUUGUUGGGACACCUCUCCAACUGCAAGGUGUUCGCCAAACUGGAUUUGCAGGAGGCGUAUUUUCAGAUCUGCAUUGCUGAGGGACAGGAACACCUCACUGCUUUCAAUAUCCUUCUAGGCCAGUUUGAGUACCUCGUUAUGCCAUUUGGCCUCAGCGGGGCCCCCGGGGUGUUCCUGAACAUCAUCAACGAGGUCCUCCAUGACCUGCUGUUUAAGGGAGUUGUUGUUUAUUUAGACGAUGUGUUGAUCUAUUCUGAGAACGUCCAGGCGCACAUCAAACUGGUUCAGGAGUGGGCGAUCGGGCGUAUCUUUCCACCAAAAACUUACGGGGGGCUCCCAGGGACCAGGAAACUGGGUGCCAAGUUUAUCAGGCCCUUUUGCAUCUCCCGUGUGGUCAAUCCGUGUUCCCCUAUCUUUUCUUUAAGAAAAGCAAAACGAGAAAAGGAAAACUUGUGGCAAGAGAAUAUUCGGAGGGAGGAAGAAGAGAGAAGAAAGCGACUGCAGGAAGAACGGUUGCAGGAAAAAAUCCACGAGGAGAAGCAGAAAGCGGGCGAGGCCGUUGCCCAAGAGGAGGAAGCCCAGCCGCAAAAACCAGCGGAGGAAAAGAAGACCCGGCCAGCGGAGAUGCUCAGAGGGGCCCAACUGCAGAGGCAGAAGCAGCAGGAAGAGGAGAGGAAGAGGCAGGAGCAAAUCUCCAAAGAGGCUGAGGAGAGACGCAAACAGGCGGAUGAAGAGAAGCGGAGGAAAGAUACAGCAAACCUGCAAGAGUCCGAGAAACCCAUUUCUCAGCUCUGCUUAAAUGAAAAAUUUGCAGGCCUCCUGAAACAGGCGGAGAGUCGAAACCUGAAGUUGACAUUGAAGAAUGAAGGUGGUCCUGCGAGUCUCUCUGAUUCUAGGAAAUCAGUUGCCUUUGUGACCUACAGAGCUUUAUACACCUUUGAAGCUAGAAAUCAUGAUGAGAUGAGUUUCAGUGCUGGAGAUAUAAUUCAGGUUGAUGAGAAAACCGAGGGAGAGCCUGGCUGGUUAUAUGGAAGCUUCCAAGGACAUCUUGGGUGGUUUCCUUGUAAUUAUGUAGAAAAAAUACCUGAAAACGAGAAACCGCUUCCAUCUCCGAAGAAAGCCUUACUUCCCCCUACAGUAUCUCUGCCUGCUGCCUCAGUUCCGUCGGAGCCCCUUUCACCAAGUAAUCCUGCAGAUGAAUCAGAUUACCAAAAUAUGUCUUUCUCAAGCCUAAAUGUUAACAUGUGGCAGAAAAAAUCUGCCUUUACUCGUACGGUAUCCCCGGGGUCUAUUUCUCCCAUCCGUGGACAGGGGCAAUCUGUGGAGAAUUUAAAAGCCCAGGCACUCUGCUCCUGGACUGCAAAAAAAGAGAACCACUUGAAUUUCUCAAAAAGUGACAUCAUCACUGUAUUGGAGCAGCAGGAAAACUGGUGGUUUGGAGAAGUAGGCGGAGGAAGAGGAUGGUUCCCCAAAUCCUAUGUGAAGAUCUUGCCGGGGAAUGAAUUCCAAAAAGAAGAAUCAGAAGCAGUUUAUGCUGCUGUAAAUAAGAAGUCUACAGCACCGUCCUACACCCUGGGAGAAGAGUAUUUAGCGCUAUAUCCUUACACAAGUUCUGAAGCUGGUGAUUUAACUUUCACGGAAGGGGAGGAGAUCCUGGUUACCCAGAAAGAUGGAGAAUGGUGGACUGGGAGCAUCGGUGAGAGAAGCGGCAUCUUUCCUUCAAACUAUGUCAAACCAAAGGAUCAAGAUAGUUCUGCCAGUGCAAGCAAAACAGGAACGUUGAAUAAAAAACCUGAAAUCGCUCAAGUGACCACAGCCUACGCUGCCUCGGGAGCAGAGCAGCUCAGUUUGGCUCCGGGGCAACUGAUCCUCAUUUUGAAGAAGAAUUCCAGUGGGUGGUGGCAGGGAGAGCUGCAGGCAAGAGGGAAAAAGCGGCAGAAAGGAUGGUUUCCCGCCACCCAUGUGAAACUCUUGGGUCCCAGCAGUGAAAGAACCACCCCGGCUACUGUCCCAACGUGUCAGGUGAUAGCAAUGUACGACUACCUGGCCAACAAUGAAGACGAGCUGAGUUUCUCCAAAGGCCAGCUUAUUAAUGUACUGAACAAAGAUGACCCUGAUUGGUGGCAAGGGGAGAUCAAUGGCGCGUCCGGCCUCUUUCCUUCCAAUUACGUGAAGAUGACGACAGACUGUGAUCCCAGUCAGCAAUGGUGUGCCGACCUCCAGAGCCUGGACACCAUGCAGCCAAUGGAGCGGAAGAGGCAAGGCUACAUACAUGAGCUGAUUCAAACGGAAGAAAAAUACAUGGACGACCUUCAGCUUGUCGUAGAGGUUUUCCAGAAGCGAAUGGCUGAAGCCGGCUGCCUGUCAGAAGCAGAAACAGGACUGAUCUUUGUCAACUGGAAGGAGCUCAUUGUGUCCAAUACUAAGUUGCUGAAAGCGCUGCGAGUGCGUAAGAAGACUGGGGGUGAGAAGAUGCCUGUGCAGAUGAUCGGCGACAUCUUGGCUGCCGAACUGGCUCACAUGCAGGCCUACGUCCGGUUCUGCAGCUGCCAGCUCAACGGGGCAGCCCUCUUGCAGCAGAAAACAGACGAGGAGUCGGACUUCAAAGACUUUCUGAAGAAGCUGGCUUCAGACCCCCGCUGCAAAGGAAUGCCGCUCUCGAGCUUCCUGUUGAAACCCAUGCAGAGAAUCACCCGCUAUCCUCUUCUCAUAAAGAGCAUUCUGGAGAACACCCCAGAAACCCAUCCAGAUCACACAAAUCUGAAGCUGGCCCUUGAGCGUGCCGAGGAGCUGUGUUCCCAGGUCAACGAGGGAGUGCGUGAGAAGGAAAAUUCGGAUCGACUGGAGUGGAUACAAUCCCAUGUUCAGUGUGACGGACUUGCUGAGCAACUGAUUUUCAACUCCCUGACCAACUGCCUGGGCCCGCGGAAGCUUCUGCACAGUGGCAGGCUCUACAAGGCCAAGAGCAACAAGGAACUCCACGGCUUUCUCUUCAGCGACUUCCUGCUUCUCACCUACAUGGUCAAACAGUUUGUCUCCACUGGAUCUGACAAACUGUUCAGCCCCAAAUCGACGUCUCAGUUCAAAAUGUACAAAAUGCCUAUUUUUCUAAACGAAGUCCUGGUGAAAUUGCCAACUGACCCUUCUAGUGAUGAGCCGGUUUUCCACAUCUCUCACAUUGAUAGAGUGUACAUCCUAAAAACAGACAAUGUCAAUGAGAGAACUGCCUGGGUCCAGAAAAUCAAAGGCGCUUCUGAGCAGUACAUUGAAACAGAAAAGAAGAAGCAUGAGAAAGCAUACCAAGCUCGAUCACAGAAGAGUUCCGGAAUAGGCCGCUUGAUGGUCCAGGUGAUUGAAGCAACAGAAUUGAAAGCAUGUAAACCGAAUGGGAAAAGCAACCCAUACUGUGAAGUCAGCUUGGGGGCUCAGAGCUUCAGUACGAGGGUGCUGCCGGACACUUUGAACCCCAAGUGGAACUUUAACUGUCAGUUCUUCGUCAAGGAUCUUUAUCAAGAUGUCUUAUGUAUCACUGUUUUUGACCGGGAUCAGUUCUCACCUGAUGAUUUUUUGGGUCGCACUGAAGUUCCAGUAGCCAAAAUCAGAACCGAGCAAGAAAACAAGGGACCAACAACUAAACAUUUACUGCUGCAUGAGGUCCCGACGGGGGAAGUGUGGGUUCGUUUUGACCUGCAAUUGUUUGACCAGAAAACUCUCCUUUGAAAAAAGAUAAAACACUGUGUUUGUAACCCCAAAGGGACUAGCGCAGACUGGCAGACCUGCCCUUGUUACAGGGGACGACGUUGUACAAAGCAUUUUCCGCUAAGGCUUGAGCCUCAGUCCGGGCAGCAGCACCGCUUCUGUUCAUUGCCUGAUGUAAAUUAUUUCUUUACCGAUGCGUUUGGUAGUAAUCUAUGCAAUGCAGAAUGUACUGUAUAAACGAUACUGUAGCACAGUGCCUUUAGAGACAUUGAAACUGUUGAAAUGUACAUGCCAAUGCUUCCUAUUUCAGGGCUCUUUGAAGUGUUAAUUAGGAAUCUGGCAUAUUGUUUAAUGUGUUAACACUUAGAUUAAUAUAUAUAAAGAGAAAUGGUUUAUUUUGGGGCAAGCACUGUUCAGUCUCAAAGGAAGAAAAUUAUAUGCACAGUGCCCCAAUCUCAGGAUAUAAAUUAUGGGGGGGAACAUGCUGAACCCUUCGCACUUAAGGAAUCCUUAUCCUUAAAAAAAAUUGUGAAUCUAUCCUUGACUUAGUUCUUAGGAAAUCAUGAUUUCUGUCUUAUUCAGGGCUGCUAAUGAUUUUCUACUGAGACAAUGAGGUUAUAAACAGAAAUGACCUAGAGAUGUGAUUAGUUUUUAAUGCUUUUAAUCCUGUGAGUAUUUUUUGGCUAUUGUUUUAAUAUAUUUAUGAAAAAAUAUUUGGGUGGUUUUUACAGAGAAUCCCACAUUGAAGACUUGUCAUAGAAAAAGGCUCCAAGCUGGAGAAAUUAGUCACAUUUCAAUCCUACUUGUUUCAGUGGGAUUUCAGUGUCGCCCGUCUUCACUGCAUUGCAGUCAAAAUGUGCGCAUCUUCAGUCAUGUAAGCUUCUUAAUAUAUAAUUUGUCUACAGAGAUGCAGAGAGGCAUAUUGGUUUUCUAAAGCAUAUUUUAUUGUACUGCUGAGUGCAAAAGAGUACAGGAACUUAAAUUCAUGGGGGAAAUUGUCAGAAUGUAAAUUAUACUUUUUAAAAUAGGAAUUGCUCAUACAGUUUUAAGGAAUCAAAUGGGCAGGAAGCCGUCUCUUUCAUGUAAAGCCAGAGAGCCUGCCGGGGCCUCCUGUGGCUCAAAAGCUGGGCUGAAACGCCGCCUCUGGCCCGGGGGAACCGUGCUUAUUAUUGGGAACGCUGAAGAGUGGAGGAGAGGUCUUUUGCAUUCCACAAACACUCAGCCAUGGUAACGGCAUUACCAACUUGUCUUAUGAAUCAUUACCAGGCUCUUAUGUAACUUCACAUGGUGGCUGAAAAUCUCCUGAACGGAACAGCAAAGCCAGUCUGAAUGUAUCAGUGUGUUUCUAAUGCUACAUUAAAGAGUUUUCUGAGA